Serendipita indica DSM 11827 is the source of this 399-nucleotide messenger RNA. NCBI's taxonomy places the organism in Eukaryota, Fungi, Basidiomycota, Agaricomycetes, Sebacinales, Serendipitaceae. The record is from the annotation of a GenBank genome assembly.
AUGCCGACUUUAGAAAGCAAGAAUUCUCCAUCUAACGAGGUAGAUAAAGCCAACGUUGGAAUCACACAGACUACCGACGAGCGCACUACUGACAAUAUCGUGGACACAGAUGUUGAGAAACAACAGCCAAAUGUGACCAAAGAGCAAAAGGAUAAACUCCCAGUGCCAGACCUUACUUGGAACAACGGCUCUACCGCGUGGUUGACCGUCUUCGGCGCAUGGUGUAUCCUCUUUUGCACAUUUGGGUUGACAAAUGCCUAUGGCAUCUAUCAAGACUUUUACGUUCGCCACUUUUUGACAAACUACACGCCGUCUGCAAUUGGUUGGAUCGGUUCAGUCCAGCUCUUCUUCCAGUUUUCCCUUGGACUCGCCUCUGGGACACUCUUUGACCGUGGCUAA